Messenger RNA from Pantherophis guttatus, 4537 nucleotides. It is a transcript of the gene FBF1, whose product is annotated as Fas binding factor 1. Gene Ontology annotation, cellular component: ciliary transition fiber; centriole; ciliary basal body. Gene Ontology annotation, biological process: establishment of epithelial cell polarity; cilium assembly. The record is from RefSeq and is a predicted model, not a curated record. NCBI's taxonomy places the organism in Eukaryota, Metazoa, Chordata, Lepidosauria, Squamata, Colubridae.
UUGUAGCACCAUCACGCACACAGCCCGACACCGAGCCCAGUUCCGUGCAUAAUCCCCGCGGGGGAAGCCCGGGAUUUCCUGUUUCGUCAGUCCCGGCAAGCACACGGGCUGAGUUAGGCGGGAGUCGGUCAAUCUGCAUUUCCUUUGCAGCUGUUGUGGGGAAAGAGCAAGCGAGUCGCUGGUUUGAUAAGUAGACGGUCAUCCGGGGAGACGGGUGUUAGUUAGGCUGUUCUCCCUUUUUCAAAGGAGAAACACGGGAAAGGGCGGUGGGUAAACGGGGGAUCCCAGAGGCUCUAAGCGGCUCCUAGUCCGAGGACUAGAAGAUUGAUUCUGCUCUGUGCGGGGAACCGAGUGUCUGUAGCGAGUGCUGCUCAUUGGCUACUAUGGUAACUGAGUUGUGUUCCAGUAAGUAACGGUGAAUCAGGCUGUAGUAGGUAAAAGGCAAGGGAGCUGCAACCGUCGUUCAAGUGGAUCACAACGGCUUGAUUCGAUACACAUUGUGGCUUCCGGCAUCUUGAGUGGUAGACGUAACUAGGACAAAGUUAAUCAGCAUGAAUGAGUCGAAACACACAGCCUGCUACACAACCGGCUAAUCUGCAAUGUGGUUGGUUGGUUAGGAUGCAAUUAUGUGAAUCCUGUUUACAUUUCAACCCUUUGUGCAAAUGCAGUAAGUGAGAAAGGCUGGAGAAAUUGUUGGUUGAUAUAUGUCUAUACAUGAAGAAAACUUGAGAAAAUCACUUGCAAGAGAUACAGCAAUGCAAUUAGAGACCAUGAGAUGGCAAAGAAACUUAAGAAAAGUUUAAGAAGUUCCAUUGAUGAUGUCCUUGGUGAUCUCCUUGGUGAUGAUGAUGAUAUUCCUGCUAAUUCGGGCAAAGCUACCUCAUUUGGCAGCACUGAUGGAAAAGCCAGAGAAAUCGUGCCACAGACCAACAGAAAGGGCCUAUUGGAUGAUGAUUUCUUUAGCAAAAUGGCUGUGGAGGAAGGAGCAGAUGCAGAGGAGUUUGAUAUCUCAGAUGUGGAUCCAGAAGCUGUUCUAGAGACCUUGAAGGAUAUGGAUGAGAUGGAAGCUGAUAUUUUGGGCAUAAAGAAAACAAACCCAAAGUCUCCUCAGAAGGCUGUUAAAGGUGUAGGAACAGCAGAGCCUUUAGCUGAGGCAGCAAAAACUAAGACAACAACCAAGAUAGAAAGAGGAGAUUCUGCAAGUGAAGUCAGUAAGGAUCUUGGUUCUGUUCCCUCUGCUUCCAAACCACUGAAACAACGGUUCUCCCUUGAAGAUAUAGAUGAUCCUUUGGCUGGCCUUCUGUCUGAUGAUGAAGAAACCCCAGUGAAGAAAACACAUUCCUCCAUCACCAAAACUACUCCAGAAAUCAAUGGGACCCCUAAUGAGAAAGUUCAUGGCCAUGCUGUUGCUCCUAAGCAAAAACAAGAGGAAUUAACCUUUGAAGAUGAUGGGGAUGAUCUUAUGGAGGCUCUGGGGUUUGGUGAUACCUCGAAGGCAGAAGUGAAAUCUGGCAGAAGGAAUGAAGAAAAAGAAUCUGGUCCAGUGCGAGCAAGGCAAGAUGAGUUGCUGGGUCUAGGAACAGCAAAAAAGCUGCUAGAGCGACCAAGCACAGGAGAACCGAAGGAGUUUAAGCUGGAUAAGAAAUAUCAGAAGCAGACAGAUAAGGAAGAUGCUCUGGGAGAUGAUUUCACCUUUGGCGCCUACCAACCUACUAUGGCCUCAACUCCAGAGGGACGGAGGUCGAGACGGCAGUCUGUCAGGUUUUCCUCCGAGAACCUCAGUGACCUGAAAUCAGAACAGAGAUCAAUGCCUUCCCCCUCAGCAUCUAACAGUCCCGUACGCAACAAGUCUGGGGCUGACUGGCUGGGAUUGAAGGAUGAAGAUAGUGACUUGCUACCAUCAUCUCCACUCAAAGAACCUAGCAAAAGCAGCGCAAGAGGAACCACACUGGAUAUGCCAUCAUUUCCUUCAGAAGCUAAGCAUCCUCCUCCUCCACUUCCAACCACCAUCCAGGGUCCUUUGACAACCAAACAAGUUACUGAAGAAGUCAUUCAGAAGAAAGAACCAGCUGAGAAUGAUGGUGAUAGCUGGCUGAAUAAUGUAUUGUCUCAAAAAAUAUCUCAAACACGGGAGAAAAUGAAGAAGAGAUCCGGAUCCUUAGAUGUUCAGACACAUGGGGAUCAUCCCACCAGCCAACAGGUAAUCUCCACUCAAGAACAACAUCUAUCUGCUGCCACAUCAGAUAAACCUGCCAGAUUGGAACAAUUGGAGUCUUUCGUUCCUUGGGAAAGAUCUCAGGAACAAAGUGCCCCUCUUUUUCCAUCUGAUUCCAGGAAAGGGACUCCCUUUGGAGAUACAAUUUCAAGAGCAUCUGCAACCUUUUGGCAAGGACAUCAAGAAAUUACUAAGGUUCCUGUUAAUUCCCAGGCUCUGAUCUCGGAACCCCAUCUCCUGAGCUCACCUAAUAAUGCUGACUAUGAAAAAAGAAUGGCGGGAGUGCAAGCGCAGCUCCGAGAGACCCUGGGAACCUAUCAGGCCGAGCUUUUGAGUGCCCAGACUCGCCUCACUGAGCUUGAGGUUCAGGUAAGGCGACUUGAACUGGAGAAGAACCAGCAGAAACUCUUGCUGGAAAGUCUGCAACGACGUCACCAAGAGGAUUUGGAACUUAUUGAGAAUGCACACAGGAACCGUGUGAAGGUUGUUGAGGACUCGUAUCGUCAGCGUGAGGAUCGUCUCCGGCAAGAAAAUGAGGAGUUGGUUGCACAAUACCUUUCUCGCUGUCAGAGCGCAGAGCAGGCGAAAUCGGAGAUGUUAGCCCAGCAUCAGCGUCGAUUGACUGAGCUAGAGCAGGAAAAAGCCAAGGAAAUUGAUCGCCUACAGGAGCUUCAGCGGAUGUCCAUCCUGGAAAUGCGCAAGGAUCAUGAAGAGCAGUUACAACGGUUGAAACAACUGAAGAGUCAGGAGAUUGAUGCAGUGACCAGUGCCACUUCUUACACCAGGUCUUUGAAUGGCGUUAUAGACCAAAUGGAGAAGUUCUCCAGCAACCUGAAUGAUCUUGCCAGUAAGGUGGAAGCCACUCACCAUACUACCCACCAAGGUCUUGAGAUGGGAGCUCGCCAAAGAGAUGAGCAGCUUAGGGUUUUGCAAGACCGUUUGAACCGGCAACAGAGAGACAUGGAAGAUGAACGAGGCCGGCUACAAGAGGUUAUUUCUAAGAUGGAGGCCAGACUAAACGAGCAAACCCGCCUUCUGGAACAGGAACGUUGGAGGGUCACCACUGAACAAGCCAAAGUAGAAUCUUUGCAGCGCUCCCUGGAGGAACAGAGAAGAGUCAUGACCCAGCAACUAACCAUGGAGAGGGAAGAGUUAGAGAGGGCAAAGAAUUCUUUGCUUGAGGAACAGAAAGCAGUCAUGCAGAAAUGUGCCGAAGAGCGCCGUAAAGUGGCGGCAGAGUGGUCAGAGCUGCACGUCCAGCAGAGGCUGAGCAAGGAACGUUCAGAGCGGGAGGUUGACCGGGCUUUGCAAAUUGACUCUCAAAGAGAAGGGGCCAUCAUGAGUCUUGCAAAGGAACAAGCAGACCUGAAGAUCAAAUCCAGUGAAUUGAGAUCAAGGGAGGAGCAGCUGGUGAGGGACCGAGAGCUUCUAGAGCAAGAGAAACAGGAGCUGAGACUGGAGAAAGAAAGGGUUAAUGCAACAGCUUUGCAUGUCAAGCAGAGGGCAGAUGAAAUCAAUAACAUGAGCAAGCUGUCCUCUCACAAGUAUGAAGAAGGAGAGAAAGCCCUGGUGGAGGCCAAGAAGGUAGAAUCUGAACAUCAGGCCAGACUCCAGACUCUGCAGCAACAAAUGGAAUGGCUCAGACAGCAGGAGGAACAUUUGCAUCAGGAGCGGCUCAGUUUGUCACACCAGAGGAGGCAGCUUGAACAGCUACGGAUGGAACUUCCAAGCAACCCACGGGCAUUUCAGAACAUGGCUCAGGUGCCAUUAUCGGGAACUCCUGACAAAUUAAUCUCCAACGUGCAUUUUUUGCCUCUUCCAGUUACUGUUCCACCUAAAGUCAACCCUGGAAACACCGGAGCUUCUCAAGGACUUCCAAGACCAGAUACAGCAGAUUUAUGUGCCAAAUUGGUGUUGCAUAAAAUUACAGCUGAACGAGAUCAUGACUUCUUGGAAGAAGAGCAGUUCUUUUUAGAAACCUUGAAGAGAACUUCCUAUAAGACUUCCUUCCAAUCAGCAUGAGAGAGGAUCAGUCCUAAAGAUAGCUGUGCCAAGAUUCACAUUUCCUCCAAAUAAAAAAAAAAAUGAUGUUAUCACUUUGAAUGGUUAACAUGAAAUCAAGCACAUAAAUAACUGCCAAAUUCAAUUUAGGCAGAAGCUAUAUUUUGUAAAAUAAAUAUUUUUAAAUGUUUCCUUACACUACUGUUGGCAGAUCAACAGUUUCGUGUUUUGCUGAAACUCUUUGCCUAUUAGCUGGCUUUGAAGAAUGGUCCUUCAGAACAGUGGUCUGUCUUUGUAUAUCCCCAAUAUAUUUUCACAUCA